ACAUUUAUUUAAAAGUGUGCCGAAAUAUGCUGGAGGCAUUUGUUGGAUGUUCACUGGGGCAGCAUAGUUCCGACCGUCACAGCUCUUUUGUUCUAGCUGAGCUGGAAAACGGCUAACAUGCUGCCGGACGCCUACGGGUGUGCUGUGGCGAACAGGUUCGGGAAUCUUCUGGAUGAUGACACGGAUCCUUUCGACUUGAUCAACGAAGUGGAAUCAGAAAAGACGAAGAAGAAAAAGAAGAAGAAGGAAGAGGAGGAGAAGAAAGCAAAGCAGAAAAAACCUGGUCAGAAGGAGUCCCAAAAGGACCGACGCCUCCCUAUGGCCCUGGAUGUUCAAGAGCCGGUUCCAGUCCGUAGGCAGCAGCCACGUCCUGCACCUGUGUCUGAGAGUGGGGAGGGCAGAGAAGAAGCCCAGAAGAAAGCUGCUGCUGGGCAGCGUAGGGCCAACCAAGAGGAACCCCCACAGGAGUUUUCAGUUUCUAGGCCUUCCUAUAAUUCAGACUUUGAUCUCAGAGGCAAAGGGGGGAUCAAAGGUAGGAGAGCAGGAAGAGCUGGAGGAAAUGCAAGGAACCCGGACUACUUUAUUCUGAGGGGCAAGAGGGAAUACGAUCGGCACAAUGGAACAGGUAUACCUCCUGACGAUAAGAGAGGAGGAAGAGGAGCUUGGAACUGGGGCUCUGUUGAAGAAGCUGCAAGUGAAUUCAUGGAUGGGACAUCUCCAAUCAAAUCUGAGGACUCCCAGAUAACUGUAGAGGAAGACAAUCCGAAUCAAGCAACGGAGGAGGAGGGAGAGAUGUUAGUCCAGGUUGCUAUGGAGAUGACCCUGGAUGAAUGGAAGGCCAUGCAGGAGAUGAGUCGUCCCAAAGCAGAAUUUAAUAUCCGCAAAGCAGAAGGCAAGAUUCCCUCCAAAGCCAAGGUCAUCCACGAGUCAAAGCAUGUGGAGACCAUCAAGGUAAAUAUGGAAGAUGAAGGAAACUUCCUUCGCAGGUCUGUGAAUGAUAUCACCUCCCUCUUGGACAUCAAUUUCGGGAGCCUUGGACGUCCCACUCGUGGUGGCCGAGGAAGAGGAGCACGUGGUUGUCCUAGCAGGCGCCCAGAGAGUGUCAAACCGAUAUUGGAGAGGGCGGAGGAUGAUCUGGCACCUAACCCAGAUGACCCAGAAGACUUCCCAGCACUAUCAGCAGGGAGAUAACUGAGUAAAACCUCAUCUCCUGAUGUGACACAUUUAUUGUUUGAGGUUUUGGGUUCAAUUGCACGGAAUACACUGUUCAAUAAAUAAUUAUUUUGCAAGGUUAA
Messenger RNA from Maylandia zebra (zebra mbuna), 1295 nucleotides. Its product is annotated as intracellular hyaluronan-binding protein 4. The record is from RefSeq and is a predicted model, not a curated record. Gene Ontology annotation, biological process: positive regulation of translational initiation; positive regulation of RNA splicing. Lineage: Eukaryota; Metazoa; Chordata; Actinopteri; Cichliformes; Cichlidae. Gene Ontology annotation, cellular component: cytoplasm; nucleus. Gene Ontology annotation, molecular function: RNA binding.